Notodromas monacha is the source of this 785-nucleotide messenger RNA. The record is from the annotation of a GenBank genome assembly. Lineage: Eukaryota; Metazoa; Arthropoda; Ostracoda; Podocopida; Cyprididae.
GUGGGGCCAGCUUGGCCUUUGUGAUGAUUCCUUUUAAUUUAAUGAAGGCCGAAGGAGGAAAAACCGCUUAUAUUGACACGGGCGCUUGGUCGGAUAAGGCCAUUAAAGAAGCCCAACGAUUAGGGACGACCGAUAUAGUGGCCUCUUCCAAAGAUAAAAAUUACAACUAUAUUCCGAAGGGAUACCAUAUCGGUUCGGGCUACGAUUAUGUGCAUUGCACAUCCAAUAAUACCAUUUUUGGUACCCAAAUGAAAGAUUUCCCAAAAGUCGAUGCGCCAUUGAUUUGCGAUAUGUCAUCGGAUAUAUUGAGCCGUCAGUUGGACUUCGCUCAAUUUGAUAUGAUUUACGCAGGGGUUCAAAAGAACAUGGGGCCUGCAGGAGCCACCAUGAUUGCCGUAAAAAAAUCAAUCUUGGGUCAAUCUGGGCAUAAUAUCCCCGCCUAUUUGGACUUGGAACAACACAUCAAAAACGACAGCAUGUACAAUACCCCUUCGGUAUUUGCAGUAUAUACCAGCAUGCUUACUUUGGAGUGGUUGGAUGCCCAAGGAGGGGUGGCGGCUAUUGAAAAAUUAAAUCAAGCCAAAGCCAAUUUAUUGUACAAUGAAAUUGAUUCCAACCCAUUAUUUAAAGGCACUACCGAGAUUGAAGAUCGUUCGCCCAUGAAUGCUACUUUUGUGUUAACCAAUGAAGCCGCCCACAAAGAAGCCUUUGAUGGUUUGUGUAAAGAUGCGGGCAUCAGCCAAUUGGCGGGUCACCGUUCGGUUGGAGGUUAUAGAGCCAGCAUG